CUUCUCGACCUUUUCUUUUUACAGCACGUUACUCCUUCAACAGCGACAGCAAUAGCACCAUCAACCAUCGCAAACUCCGGAAUGGCAAAUAAAGCGGCAAAACAGCUCGCCCGCGCCAACACCGCGACCCUGAACCGCGCACACAUCACCACCCUAGCCCUACACACGCUCUUCAUCCUCUACCGCCUACUCUACCGCUCCGGCUCCUGGAGCAAGUACGCGGCGCUCUCGCUCCCGUCCCUGGUGGUAGAGAUCUACCUCGAGCGGCUGGGUCGGCCGAAAUACUCCUCCCCCGGAGGGGAUGGGGUGUUGGUCUCCGCUGGGGAGGAUAUGGAGGCUAAGGGCGUUACGGAGUACAUGUGGGAUAUCGUCUACGUGACUUGGGGCGUACUCGGACUUGUUGGCGUGGUGGGGGAGUGGGGGUGGUGGGUUCUGGCUAUUGUUCCCAUCUACGCGGUUUACCUGGCCGUUGGAAUGUACCGUGGCAUGAGCGGGUUGAUGCCUGGCAUGUCGUCGUCGCCCUCUGCCGCCGCCGCCGCACCGGAUGGACCGCGGAGUAAUCGGCAGAAGAAGGCGGAGAAGAAAGGGGGGCAGAAGGCCCGGUAUAAUUAAUCGGGGUGAUUGAUUUGUUUGUUUUGUUGUUUGGUGUUGUUCGGGAGAAAGAAAGAAAAAGAUGACACCCGAUCGAGUCUACCAGUAGCUACCGCCUAUCACUGCGGGUGAUUAUAUCCUGCUACUCGUACCCUAAGUUAGCAAACCAAUGUAUCCAUCCAUCCAUUCACCCGUCCAUUAAACACGUCCGCACCACAAUAGCCCCCUUGAAAAAAAGUACUCCUAGGUCUAGUGAUCCAGACUUUCGCCUAGACACUGCCAUCCCGAGUGACAAUGGGUGACCACGAAAAGCAUCGGGAAUCAUCGAAGCCCACGAUAAAGAUGGUUCCU
Tuber melanosporum (Perigord truffle) is the source of this 942-nucleotide messenger RNA. RefSeq lists its product as uncharacterized. Gene Ontology annotation, cellular component: intracellular membrane-bounded organelle. Bases 82 to 612 code for a protein of 176 amino acids. Gene Ontology annotation, biological process: vacuolar protein processing. The record is from RefSeq and is a predicted model, not a curated record. NCBI's taxonomy places the organism in Eukaryota, Fungi, Ascomycota, Pezizomycetes, Pezizales, Tuberaceae. The transcript has 4 exons.